UCCGAAGUAUAGGAAGGGUGUGUUUAAAUUAUUCAGCAGAUUUACAGCAAUGCAGCAGGAGCGAUUUUCAUCCAUACAUGACCAUUGUGUCAAAUGUUUUAGUUGGAAGUGUGACGUACGACCAGAUUACGUCACCUCCUGCGAGCUGAUCGAAUGCGUCCAAGGAUGCGAUAGAAUUUUUCAUGCUUGUAAACAGAAAUCACAUUCGUUUGUCUGUGAAGCUAUUAUUGUACCAUGCAUUAAUAAAGAAAAUGGUUGCCAUUCGGAAGUUAAAAAAUCAAAUAUGGCUGCCCACCUCUUAAUAUGUCCUGCUAAUGUAAUUGAUUGCAUGACUGCGAUACCUGAAACUUUCAUUAAGUGUCAUAAACCUGUUAAAAGAGGCGAAUUCUCGUGGCAUUCUCGCAACAUGCAUGCAGAGAUUUCCACCGGGAUAUUAAAAUUAAAGUGUCCGUUAGCCUAUGCUGGAUGUGAUUUCUCUUGUCAGAAACUAUCUCCAUUGGUUCUGACAGGUCACGUGACUCAAAGUGAUCUUUUGAAUACAAGUGGGUUGACUAUCGGAUCUGACUCAUGCUCAUUGCCAGAACAACCGGGUGAACAAAGUCGAACACUUGAUUAUCCAACGACUCCUUGUUAUCAAAACGAUGUCGAUUCUAUCGAUGGUUUAGGUUUUCCUGAAGAUCUCCCAGAUAAUGUGAUUGAACAAAUUUUGAUGUUUCUUGACAGUUUUUCUAUAAACAAUUUGGCUUUAACUUGUAAGUUCCUACGUUCGUUUUGUAAAUCAGUCGUUUAUAACAAGGGCAUAGUGGAACCGGUUUGGCAGAAGAUUUCUAAUGGUGGAAAACAUUGGGAUUUUUUUAAGUGGAAAUGGUCCUUCAGUUCUGCAUGCACUCCUAUUCGUAAGUGGAAGUACCAUCUCAGCACUCCAGUUUCAGAACAUCUCAAAGUUUGUCCAUUUUAUUCAGAAAGAAUUAUCAAGGAUGAAUUAAUCCCGUGUGAAAAUGAAUGUGGAUUUACCAUGUAUAAACAUCAAUUGGUGGAACAUAAAAAGAGAUGUCAGAUGGAAAUGGUCAACUGUUUAAAUAAAGAUGGUGGAUGCGUAGCUGUCGUCCUUCGAUCCAAAAUGGCGGCUCAUUUACGCAGGUGUCCAGCAAACAUUGUACAGUGCAACUCGCGUAAUGUGAGGCCCGAAAUGAAUGGAAUUUGCCAACAAGUUUUUCGUCGAGAGGAGCUAGCAGGACACCAACAGUUUUCACAUUUAGACAUAUGUGAACCAACCAAACAAUAUUGUCCUUUAGCUUACCAGGGAUGUAAAUUCACCAUUGACAAGAAAACACCACAAGUACCUAAUGGUGAAGUUAUUUUCUGUAAGGAUACAAACAGCUUCAACGUUUCUAGGAAAGAACGCGAACAAAUCAGUGACGACAAGGAUACGGAAAGAGGAGAAGCUUCAUUGUACCACGGCACAACUUCCGGAAACAUGGCGUCGAUGGUUGCUUCCAAUCAAUCGUCAGAUGCACACCAAGAGUCACUAUUAUCACUUCCAUUUACAUUACUAUACUUGAUUCUUUCUGAUCUAGAUAGUCUGAGUAUCUACAAUUUAUCAAUAACUUGUAGCUAUCUACGGGAGGUUUGUGAGGACAUGCUUCCAGUGAAAGGAGUGGUUGAAUCCGUCUGGCAGAAAUCGGAUGACGGAUGGGAGAUUUCAGAAAAGAAAUGGCGCUACACUACAGCAUGUACCCCUGUAAAUCAAUGGAAGCAGCAUCUUAGCAGUCCAAUCACAGAACACUUGAAAGAAUGUAGCUAUUACGGGCAUGAAAAUGUUAACCCAGAGAAGGUCAAGGUUAUGUUUGGUCUAAAGGAGUAG
Messenger RNA from Mytilus trossulus (common blue mussel), 1864 nucleotides. RefSeq lists its product as uncharacterized. The transcript is spliced from 4 exons. Bases 50 to 1864 code for a protein of 604 amino acids. NCBI's taxonomy places the organism in Eukaryota, Metazoa, Mollusca, Bivalvia, Mytilida, Mytilidae. Gene Ontology annotation, molecular function: protein binding; zinc ion binding; ubiquitin protein ligase activity. The record is from RefSeq and is a predicted model, not a curated record.